This is a messenger RNA of Chilo suppressalis (striped riceborer), 3543 nucleotides long. The record is from the annotation of a GenBank genome assembly. Lineage: Eukaryota; Metazoa; Arthropoda; Insecta; Lepidoptera; Crambidae.
GGCUACUCGCAUCCAGCUCCUGCCAAUCCGCAUGUCAUCUCAGGCACUGUGGGAUCGACGAUGUCAGGACUUGACGUAGCUUCACAAACGCUGCCCAACCUAGCUGAAUUCUUCUAUUCACCUCGUCCUUAAAGUUGUUAGGUCCUAAAAGUCAGCAGAGCAAAGUGAGCAGAAAUCAAUAAAACUAUUUGGUGCUUGCAGGGCCUAUUUAGUGCUAAUUAAGUGCGGUAUUCCAAAAUUAAUUGCGUUUCUUUUUUUUCUGCUAAUGACUGCUCUGCCAGCUUAAGAUAAAGCUGAAAAAUCAGUUAAAUUAAAAAAAACUAUUUGGUGCUUGCAGGGCGCAUUAAGUGCUAAUUUAGUGCGGUAUUUCAGAAUUAAUUGCAAAAAUGUUUUUUCUAAUAAUGGCCGCUCUGCCAGCUUUUGAUAAAGUUAACAGAGCAAAAGCAGAAAAUCAGUCUUAUUGAAAAAAUACUAUUUGGUGCGUGCAGGGCAUAUUUAGUGCUAAUUAAGUGCGGUAUUUUGAAAUUAAAACAUGCUUUGUUGCCCAUUUUUUUAAAGAUUAAUAAAGAUGGGCAACAUGAAAAGGUUUCUUUUCUUCUAAUUUCUUUGUUUUUCAUGUCGUCAUACUCAAACCAAUCAUUAAUCCUUGGACAAAUUGCAGUUAAAUGGCCGACUUGAUGAAUUAAGCUUUCAUGACUGUCCCCCGAUCUCCGUUUUAUUGGCCUGUAGGGUCUUCGAAAAUUUACAAUUCCUGCCCAAUUGUAGGUGACUUCCUCAUUUUUCAACACCAAAUACAAAUUAUUAGGUACUUUCUGCAGUUUUACAUUAAUUAGGCUUCAGAUCAGCAUCCUCAACUUCGAAAAAUAUAAGUGGACCUGUAAAAACACAUGUUAUACAAUAUUUCUUAUUCUGGAAAACAUUAUUAAUGAAUAAAAAAAAUUAGACUGUAUUUGGUUUCCAAAAUUAGAAGAAUCUCAUGAAUUUUAAUAAUUUUGUGCUAGUAUAGUUAUCAUAGCUGACUACGACAAUAUACUGUGCACUUUAUUUUUAUAAAAUCUCUCCCUCUCCUCCUCUCCUCUCCCUGUCAUCAGGUACUCGGCGCAUGAAGCGUCUCACCUGAAUAACAUUUUUCAAACUACCUAUUAAUAAAAAAAAAAAUAUUAGACAAAUCUAUAGGUACAUAUUUCAGCACACCAGUUAUUUCGGUGUCUGAUGCCGGAAUUGUUGCGAAGAGACUUAGCUCUUCUAGAAGUUUUUUAUUAGCAAGGAAAACAUUUGCAUUGUUUGGCAGAUCAAAAGUUAUUCCAAUUUUAUGUUUGUUAAUGGGUCUCAGGUGUAAAACACCCGAGACGCAAUGCUCUCUAAUGGCAUGGGAGAGCGCUAAACGAUCCCUAUCAGAAAACGGGGCGUAGAGUCAACAUUAGCAAGAAACACUAUAAAUUCGGUUUUCUUCGAGUUUUCUGGAUAUCUACGAGAAUACCCUGGAACCUUAUAAACAUCAUAUUUCUUUUCAUUUUCCUCAUACUCGGAAUUAAGAAGAGGAGCAUGUAGAUGAUAUUUUUUCGCCUUACCCAUCUUAUAAACAUGUAUAUACAAUAAAAACUUAUUUAUGCACAAAAAUUCAACUAUUUAGUAAGAUAUAUACACUAGACAAGUAUUAUUUUAAAUAAAUAAAUUCAAUUAAUAAAAAGGACGCCUUUCUCCUUCGAGUUUCCCGAGCGCUUGGAAUAGUUUUUUUUUAGAAGCGUCAUAAAUCAACGUUGACAUUUAUGAUGUUGUCAUAUAAAAAAAAUGAAAUUAAAUCGAUUCAGGUAUAAUCGAUUUUUUUAUAUUUGAUAUAAAGAAUUUGCACUAAAACAUAGUGCUUUGCAAGGUAAAUCAUUAAUAAUUUUUUAAAAGAUUACUGAUACCAUGUCUUAGCUGAAUAUAUUUUAUUUUUAUAAUAGGUCAUUCCUUAUCGAUAUCUUAUUAGCGAUUAAAGAUUUCUAUUGCAUAUUUUCGCAAUGAAUAAUUCAGUAAACGAAGCUACUGAGUACACGCCCUCUUUCUUAGUGUACGGUAGUGAGUUAGUGUUAUGCGGAUCGCACUAUACGGACUCUGACUUAGGUGACGAAGUUUUGUUCUUACCACGCGAAUUAUACGCCGAAAACCGGGUUGUCUCUCUUCAGUAUAAUGAUGUGCAGGCCUCAUUGUGAAAUGCACAUGUGAAGAAUACCACACACUAUAAUUUGCGCAGAAAACAAGCGGAAUACAACGUAGGUGACGUAGUCUUUAAGAGUACAUACAUAUUGAGCGAUAAAGACAAAUACUUCAGUAAAAAGUUGGCUCCUAAAUACAUUUAAUGUCGUGUAAUUGAAAAACGAUCGCCACUUGUAUAUGUCCUAGGAGAUAUGUCCGGAAAAAACAUAGGUGUUUGGCAUAUCAAGUACUACUUAGGGUGUCAGCAUGAGUCAAUAGCUUUAUAAUAACUACUUGUGGAACUAAUAUUUAAAUCCCCCGCCUUUCCAUUUGUUCAACCAUAAUAUUGCAUAUACACUCUGUGGUUCUUUUUUUUUAAAUAUAUUCUCUAUGACUCUGUGGUACAACGAGUGUUAUAAUUUAUUCGAUUCCUUUAUUCAAUAAUAAAGUUAUCAGGUAAAGGGCCCAGUAGAGCCCAGUUGUAAAGAAAAGUGUUUGCAAAGUUAAUUAUAGGCAUAAUCUCUAAUUACAAACAGUUUCGAGCCGACAGUGUACCGACAUUGUAGCAAUUUUCGCUCUCACCAACCAACCCAGGGGUUUUUGCAUGAAACUAAAGACUAAAUUUUUAUACUCAGGGCGCCGAAAUACUGAUAUUUGUGGGAGUUAAAUAAAAAUCUAUAACCGGAGUGAACAAGAUCUAUAUACGAGUAUGUUGUCAAUAUUCAGAAGAUAUUUCAACAUACAUUGACACUCUUAAUACUAUUUAUAGAUAUCUUUGUAUAUCUAUAUAUAUUAAGCUUUUACAAAAUCAAGGAUUAAGAUUAAAUGAUGUACAUAUAACCAAUAACAUGUUUAAAUGUUGAUAUCUUUAAGUUAACAUACUAUAUAAACAUUUGGUUUUAUAAACUGACAAACAAUGUGAUAUAUACUAAUUUAAAUCCUUUGUUAUGUUCUAAGAUACUGAAAUUUUGCUAUUCGGAGAAUGCACUGGUUAAGUAUUAAGUAGGUACAGAUUUUACUGAGCUUUUUCUUUAAGACCUUGGUACCAUCAAGUAGACUCAAAUGUCCUCACGAAUGAAUCAAGACGUGCUGUCAUCACAUGAACACGUUUUUUUUUUCUAGGAUUCAAUUUACAGGCUCAUUUCAUAUAGCGCACUUCUUUAUAUAUUUCCAAAGAAAUUCCGAGCAGUUCUAAUCAAUUGAUUAUUGUAUAGAAAUUUUAUUAGCUUCCUCAAAGGACCCGUUAAUCCGGGGAUAAAUACUUAUAAAAAUUUAACAAUGCACUGACUAUAACUGCCUGUCACUGUGCAAUUAACUAGAUGUUCCAGGGUUCGAUCAGCAAAAAGAGACCUAAUUCGGCUGCGC